Molecule: messenger RNA, 5648 nt
Organism: Chelmon rostratus (copperband butterflyfish)
Lineage: Eukaryota; Metazoa; Chordata; Actinopteri; Chaetodontiformes; Chaetodontidae
Product: sodium/potassium/calcium exchanger 3
Exons: 17
Coding region: 94-1920 (608 amino acids)
Biological process (GO): intracellular calcium ion homeostasis; calcium ion transmembrane transport
Cellular component (GO): membrane
Molecular function (GO): calcium channel activity; calcium, potassium:sodium antiporter activity
Source: RefSeq, a predicted model, not a curated record
UGGUUUGCGCGGAGCCACUCGCAGAGAAAGUGUGAAACAAGUGUCGGGAAGAGAGCAACAGAUGUUUGUCGUCGAUAUGUGGCCGGCUGAGGAAUGAGAGCAGCAGCGAGGCACCGGCGGCCCUUCCAGCGGUUCUGCUGCUGCGGAGUCGGGCUGGUCGCCGUCAUUUGGCUCGCUCAGGUCAUCCAGGCACCAGAGACGGAGUCUUCCGGGCUUUUGCCAGCCGUGAAUGAUGGGGCACCGCGAUGGAGUCGCAGGCUGAUGCAGGAGUCGGACAACCAGAGCCUGGAUCAGCCCCGAGCAGCCAUCCAUGAGUUUCCAGAAGACAUCUUUACCAAGGAGCAGAGGAAGAAAGGGGCCGUGCUCCUGCAUACACUCUGUGCCAUCUACAUGUUCUACGCUCUGGCCAUCGUCUGUGAUGACUACUUCGUCCCUUCCCUUGAGAAAAUAUCUGAGAACCUGCAGCUCAGUGAAGAUGUGGCCGGGGCGACAUUUAUGGCUGCAGGAAGCUCUGCUCCAGAGCUCUUCACCUCUCUUAUUGGCGUCUUCAUCACUAAAGGAGACGUCGGAGUCGGCACGAUCGUCGGCUCGGCUGUCUUCAACAUCCUGGUCAUCAUCGGCCUGAGUGGGAUCUUUGCGGGCCAGACGGUGGUCCUAACAUGGUGGUCCCUUUUCAGAGAUUCCUCCUACUACAUCCUCUCUGUAGUGACGCUCAUCAUGGUGAUCUAUGAUGCCAGAGUUGUCUGGUGGGAGUCCCUGCUCCUCAUGACCAUGUAUGGAGUCUACAUUUUAAUAAUGAAGUUCAACUCCCAGAUUCUGGCAUUCGUGACGAUUCAGCUCAGGAGCGGCAGGCCAUGCAGCCCCGGAUCAGAGGAACACAGGGAAGACAAGGCGGGAGAGGACGCCUCCGCUUGCAACACCUCCAUGGUGCUUCUCAACAAAGGCCAAGCCCACGGUCAGGAGGCUCCUCCUGUCAUCAUGGUGGAUGAGCUCCUCAUCCUCAACCCCCACAAGCUGUCCUUCUCUGACGCCGGCCUGCGUGUCAUGAUCACCCCCCACUUCUCGCCCCGCACCAGGCUCUCCAUGGCAGGACGCGUGCUCAUCAGUGAGAGACAGAGGCUGAUCCAGAGUUCGAGGAACCAGCGGGACGGCGAGGCCGGCCCCGGGUCACGAGGGGGGUCAACCAGCAACAGCCUGAAGAGGACGGGCUCCUGCAGUCUGGAGAACGGGGGCAGGGGACCCGGGACAGGAGACGCCGAGUCGGGAGACAAGAUGGGGGUCGAGGUGUGCCAGCCAGAGGAGGAAGAGGAUGAUGAAGAUGGCAUUUUCAGUCCUGUGCGCAUACCAGGCAGCUGCUGUGCGCGGGUGAAGUGGGUGAUCACGUGGCCUCUGGGCCUCCUGCUCUACUGCACUGUGCCUAACUGUAUUCUGCCACGCUGGCACCGCUGGUUCAUGGUCACCUUUGUGGCCUCCACCCUGUGGAUCGCUGUCUUCUCCUACCUCAUGGUGUGGAUGGUCACCAUCAUCAGCUACACACUAGACAUCCCAGACUACAUCAUGGGCAUCACCUUCCUGGCUGCUGGAACCAGCGUGCCAGACUGCAUGGCAAGUCUGAUUGUAGCUCGACAAGGCAUGGGGGACAUGGCAGUGUCUAACUCCAUAGGCAGCAAUAUCUUUGACAUCCUGCUGGGUUUGGGUUUCCCCUGGGCUUUGCGUACCCUUGUGGUGGACCACGGAUCAUCAGUCUUCAUAAAUAAUAAAGGACUGGUGUAUUCUGUCAUCCUGCUGCUGGCAUCUGUGUUUCUGACGGUGAUGAGUGUUCACCUGAACCACUGGAGGCUGGAUCGGCGUCUGGGUCUGGGCCUGCUGUUUCUCUAUGCCAUCUUCCUGCUCUGCUCCAUCUUCUUCGGGCAGAUGUGAGGCCUUAAGGUCAAAGGUCAACCCUGUCAGACGACAUGCUGAGUACCUACCUUCCUACCACACGUCCUCUUUCCUGAAGCCAAAAAGAAAAAAAAAAGUAGAGUAACAGCGUUGUUUCGUUCCUCGUGAGAGUUUUCUGUGCACCUCGUUCGGGUGAGACUGUGCACGUGCAACCACACAAAUACACACCGACUCUUUCAUCAAUAGCACAGCUUUCUCCUGUUAGUACAGUCUAGUGUUUGAAAGCAGUCCGUCUUCUAACUAUCCAACUGGGUGACUUAUCAGAAAAUGUAAUGACGUGGCAGAUGGAAGCCUUAAGCAACAACAUGAAACAGGAAGUGACAUCACAAAAAAUGUGAUCAAGGAAACAAAUUGUUCUGGUCCUCAUCAGCUAGGUUGUUGCAUAAUGUUGUGGCUUUGUAACAGCUUGCUAAUAUUUUACUGAUAAUUAUAUACCAUAUAAUUAUUAUUACUAUAAACCAUGUAAUUAUUAUAUGCUAAAAUUUCACCCAUAACAACUUUGGCAUUACAUUUUAUGUCUUUUUAUUUUUGAAUAUACAACAGUUGAUCUCGCCUUUUCUACCAACCUUAUUUGUCAAAAGCUUUAGUUUUAGAAAAGUUACCUCCUGUUAAAACGUGCACCAGCCAAAUAACACACUGCAGAUCGUACCUGCUUCUUCUUCCUACUUAUUUAAAAAAACAAAAAACAAAUGAUAAAUCACUAUUUCAUUAAAGCAAUAAGCCAUUAGAAGUUUAGUAUACUGUUUUGUAGGCUCAGUUUAGUUGUUUAAAUUAGUUUUAAUUGUCUAAAAGCACAAAUUUAGGCUUAUACUUAUAACUCAUAAAUGAUGCCAAUGACACAACUGUCUCGUUCCUUUAGGGACUGUUGCUUCUUCUCACUGCAGCUCUUUUCAUCCGAGUCUCACUUAUUUAUAUUGUUAAUGUUCGUGUCCUCUGACCUGCUGCAGCCGAGCUCCGGCUUGUUGAAUUCAACGACAGCACAGCAAAAAGAAGUUUUUUAUAAUAGAGAGCGGGUUCAUCAGCCUGCGUCUCCUCUGCACAUGUUGUCUCCCAUUAGUUUCUGCUGGUGAGGAUUGUUCAGUAUGCAUCUGGCGUCACUAAUCAGUCUGAGCAGGAUAUGCACAAGAAGACAGCUGCGGCUGUGAUUUACAGCACAGGGAAUCGAGCGUGAAUUAAGUUACCUGAAAGAUUGAUGGAAUUUAUAUAUAUAUAUAACAUGUUAUGUUUUAGUUUCUAUCUCAACUAUAUAAACUUUAGGUUAAAAGGUUGAAAUGUUUCUCUCACAGACGUAAAAAAAAAUGGUACUUUAAUCUGCCAUGUCAUGCUUGGUUAAUAUUGUCUGCUGGCCUUAGGUUUGAAUACCCCUGUAUGUUUUGAAUGUACACCCUGGCUGACUUUACAAUUAGUGUGGAAAUAUUUACAUGCAUUAAAAUGUAGCAGGCAGAACUGAAUUACAGCCUCUGAACAGGCGGUGAGGUACUUUAAUCCCACAACAAAGGACACUGUGUGUGUGUGUGCGUGCCUGUGUGCGUGCGUGUCGGUGUUCUUGUGUGUGUGUUCGUGUGUGUGUGUCAGAAGACUUUUAGAACAGAAACACUGAUAUGAAAAUGCACAUUAUUGUGACAAUAUUUUGAAGAUUUUGCCUCACUGCUCCUAAGCAAGUAUUGGUACAUCUUAAUGUACGUACAGAGAUUAACUAGUGUUACAGUAUUUUUAGAGGUCUUAUUACUAUGAAAUCUAAUAUAUAAUGUACGUGUAUGAGCAUCACAAACUUUGAUGACUUUGAGUGCAGGCUAGUUGUAAUACUCCACGUUUUAGGUACGACAAUCGAUGUUUGUAUUGUUUCUUGUAUAUUUUAUGAGAUUAUUUCCCCUUGGUGGAACAUUUUCCCACACUCCAAUCAGGACAGAAGCCGCACAUUAUACACACACACACAUACAUGUAUUGUAUGUGUGUGUGUGUUACGAAUAAUGCUGCAUAUUCCACAUUCAUACACUUCUGCUGCUCCUCUGUCCUUAUGUAGAAAUUAGCUAUUUGGACAUGUUUGGAUAAUACGUUGCAUUCAAGGCUAAAUGUUCCACCAAAUCCGGGCAAAUUGUUUUGUCUUCUCUUCAAAUGGCUGUAUAAUUAUUAUCAUUGUCUAGUUGACAAUAUUUUUACUGUUUGUAAAUGUUAAAUAAUUUACAUAGUUUUACAAUAAUGAAUGUCUGACAGACUAGUUUUGUGGCGUUUUUGAUAUUUAAAAAAAAAAAACAUAAUGUAAGCCUACUUGUGAACUAUUGUAACAGAAUGAAUGCAUUUUUUGUCCGCUUGUUUAGUGGAAUAUGAAGGCUGUAAUGUGAGACUAGCACUCCGUUUAUUAUAAAUUCAGUUGCAGUUGUGUCUUAAAAUCUUCUCAGCACUGAGAUUUUCUUUUUUUUUCAGUAUUGAUCCACUGACACACAGACAAUAAAGCUCUGGUUUACAGGUUUAAAUGAAGCAAACAAAACGCACAACAAAAUGCUUUUUAAAAGGUUUUAAAGAAUGGAUGGAAUUCAAAUUUGUGAAUGUAAAAGCAGCUAAUCUGAGUUUUUCCUGUUAGUUGAAAUAUGUUUUCACUUCAAACUGAAGUAGUUUAUUAAAAACCAUUCACACCUUUUAAAUUUCUUUAGGAAUCUCAGUGUAUAAUGUAGUCAAAUGUUUCUAACAAAAUGCAGAAGAAAUACACUUAAUUGAAAUGCCUUUUCCUACUAAAUUGCCUCAAAAACAUUUUCUCAUCUACUGUAUUAUUCAUACUUUGUGUUUUAGAGUUUAAAAGUGGGGCGACAUUUAGACAUAUUUGAUCAGAUCUGCUCAAAAGUCGUGGCAGGAGGUUUUGACAUCAGAUCCCAUUGGUGCAUCUUAAUGUGUGACGGAUGUGCUGUUAAAACGUGAUAAUCAUCCUUUGACCGCCCACGUCCCAAACAGAACAGCAGAUACUCUUCCACACUCAUAGGCAGCUUGUUCCAAUACCUACUGCUUACCCAGAAGACUGUUAAUUAGUGCUGAAAAGAUUACUCAGUUACUCGAGUAUUUGAUUAAUGGGAAAAUUAAUCAACAACUAUCCAGAUAAUGAAUUGUUUGAGACUUUGAUCAGGUAAAGAACGCUCACUGCUUACAGCCGCUCACACAUGAGGAUUUGCUGCUGUUCUCUUUGGAACGGCUAGUCGAGCAAAACAGCUGUCAUACUGCCGCGUGCCAUGGAGAUGACACUUUAUACUGUUUUCUGCCAUUUUAUGGACUGACCAAUCAGGUGGAAAAGAUGAAUAGCGAUGAAAGUGAAAGAUGAUUUUUUUUUUUUUUGUAUUUGUUUUUGCGUUCUCUGAGGUAGAAACUGUGUCUGUGUAUCCUCACUAUCUUCAUCCUUAUUAAACAUCCUCAUCAACCGCAACCAUCAGUAACUAAUUGUGUUUUGCCAGAAGAUGAUUCACAGCAGUUUUCAGACUGUUCUGUCACUCAGCUGCCAGGAGUCUCUGCUGGAAACGCUUGUAUUCAGAUCCUGUAGUGAUCUCGUUACGCUGAGUCAUGGCUACAGAGCACCGAACCAAACAAAUGAACUCCAGUACCUGUUGUGCUUUCCCAGCAGUCAAAGAAUCAUCUGUUUAUUCCGCUGUGAUGUUGGAGGUAGAUGUUUUAGAGUAUAAAUUUAUUGCGUAGAGGUCAUACGGGAUCAUAGAAGACUGUUGUAU